AUGAUGAAUAGCAUUUUAUCAACGGCAAAAUCACUUUGUGUACCACAUUAUAUCACCAACAUUUUAUUAUGUGUUAUUUAUUUUUUCCUUAAGACAGUUCAACCUUUUUGUACAAUAUUAUUUAAUGAUUGCCAAUUGGAGUUGAAAGAAUGGGAAUGGUUAACAUUCCUGGGUUGCAUAAUUGUGAUAAAAAAUAGGAAACAAGCUAAUUUUUUAAACUACCUUUCUACUGCUUGUAUGUUUGGUAAAGCUCUUAAUUUCUUGUUGUUCUUCAAACAAGGCCCAUUCUAUGGACUGGGCUAUGCAAUUCUGUGCCUAUUGCAUUUAAUCUAUUGUCCUGAACCUGUUUAUUCUGGACCAGAAAAUUUUACUUACUUCAGAGGAACAAAUUUAGUGGAUGAGCUUGAACGUGAUAAGAGAAAUACUUGGGUUGUAGCAUUUUAUGCUGCCUGGUCUCCGUCCUGCAUCAGCUUUGCACCAAUAUUUUCUGAGGUUUCUGCUGAGUACUCAUUGACUAAUCUGAAAUUUGGUAAGCUAGAUGCUUCCAGAUAUCCAGAAAUUGCCAAAAAGUAUAAUAUUGACACAAGCACUUGGUCAAAACAGCUUCCAACUGUAAUUCUUUUUCAAGAUGGUAAAGAGAAAAUGCGACUUCCAUAUUUCGAUGCCAAGAACAGGGUCGUUAAAUAUUUCUUCCAAAAAGAAAACAUGACCCGAGAUCUGGGUUUAAAUGAUGCCUAUCAGCAGUGCAAGAAGACAGCCCCUAAGGAAAAGAAACCAAAAACUCAAAAAGAAAUGAAUGCAUCUGAAGGAAAAGAUGCUAAUUCUAAGAAGAAAGAUUAA
Messenger RNA from Acanthosepion pharaonis, 840 nucleotides. Lineage: Eukaryota; Metazoa; Mollusca; Cephalopoda; Sepiida; Sepiidae. The record is from the annotation of a GenBank genome assembly.